Messenger RNA from Aegilops tauschii subsp. strangulata, 6039 nucleotides. RefSeq lists its product as uncharacterized. Lineage: Eukaryota; Viridiplantae; Streptophyta; Magnoliopsida; Poales; Poaceae. The record is from RefSeq and is a predicted model, not a curated record.
UUUUUGAUCAGGGGGGUGUAUGUUAAUGUUUUGCCAAGUCAGCUCCUUAUAGUCCCUCCACUUGUGAGAAAAUGAUUAAACGGCCUAAAUCCUUCAAUCAGUGCUUUCUGCAAAGAGAUUACUGAGAACGCGGUGAUUUUUGCAUAAAAUUAGGGAUUAGGUGGUUUUCUGCAAACCUUGCCUCAAAUGUGAUGGGUUUUUGCAAUUAAAUCGAGAAAGCAUUGAUCGAAUUAAUAGGAGCAGUUAUCUUUUAGUUUUCUUUGGAUCGGCCGGGUUAUUAGCAAAGAAUUUGGUGAAGUGUGUAACCAAGUGAGUAGUGAAGUUUAAUUUUCUUUUUGCUCCGUUAAAUUUAAAGAUCAAUUAGAAACAAGCACUUUUUAAAUAAAGGAGGAAAAGUAAAUACUGGGUCGUUGCUCCACUCCCCUAAAUUACGGGGAAUCGGUUAAAGUUGCUCUAAGGUUGAGUAAUCGGCUUAGAUUUGGUUAAAACUUUGGAGGUGGCUCAUUUUCUUUUUCUGAACUUUCAUACUAAAGGGCUCGAUAUUACGUAUUAUUUUCAGUUCUGUCCAGGUGGCCGCAUUGGGCCCUCCUCCCUCUCCUCUGGAUGGAGCCGGUCGGGGGAGCCAGGCUGCGGCGGCGGCGUGAGCGGACGGCGCCGUGCCCCGCUGCGACAAGGAGCUCGGCCCUGUCCGCAUCGCCUGGCCGGUCUGGUCUCCGCCGAGGACGCCGGUCUGACGCGCGCGCGUAUCCAGGCGCCGAUGCGGGGCUUGGGGGACAUCACCCGCGCCCUGCUCGCCACUAAUCGCUUCUUCGCAUCUUCGUCCACAGCCAGGGUAAGCUCGUGGCCUCUCCGUUGAUGUUGGGUGGCACCCGCAUUUCCCCCCAAUUUCGAGCCUCCCUGCUGCGCCCAACACUUUAGAUUUGGUAGUCUAAUACCCCGACUCUGAUGGGAUGAUAAUAUUCUGACAGAAUAAUGAGUACAUAUGUUUGACAGCCUGCUUAACACUGUCUGCACCAUUUCGAUACACCUCAAAUGUACUACUAGUACAUUACUAUUGAGACAAGACUGACGAGGGUGCUAUAGGCACCUCGUCUUCAUUCACAUCAGUAAUCAACCAAGUUUGCAGUCAUUGGCCUGCUUCGUUCAGACUAGGGAAUAGUAAGGAAAAUCGACUCAUUAAACAGACUUUGGUGCGAGAUGCACAUGGAUAAAUACACAGCUGGUGUGCAUGUGAGUGUCUCUGGGGUGGGGGGUGCGAGAGCUGACUUUGAUUGCAGCUGGACACACCUAUUAUUGCUUUAUUUUUAGGACUGCGAUAGCUAAUUAUUUAUCGAGUUUGGAGUCCAUUAUUAAGUAUAUACUACUGUACGUCUAGCUCAUUGUUGCGUUAAGUUUAGGUAGUAUGAAGCAUGGACUUGGGUGCUUUGUCCAAGUCAUGGGCAAGGAAUAUGCCAUGAGAUGAGGUAAAAAGAUUUCGUCUAGCAUGUGCUUGAUAAGAUAACAAGAUUAUAAGUAAGUACUGACCCCUAAAGACAUGAAGACUAGUUGUGAGAGGCAUCAUCAUUUGGUUUUAGUAUUUCGUGGCAUCAUCAUUUUUAUUACAUCUUAUUUGUAAAAUGUACACCAUUUUAGGCCCUUCAUCUUCAUUCAGAUCAGUAAUCAAUCAAGUUUGCAACCUGUUGGCAUGGCUCAUUCAGACCGGGGAAUAAUGACAAAUCUCGACUCAUUGAACAGAUUUCAGCGCGAGCUUCACUUCGAUAACAAACAAUUGGCAUGCAUAUAUAUGUGUUCUUUUUUGGGGGUGGGGGACGCGAGAGUUUGACUUUGAAUGCAGAUGCACUCGCCUGCUGUAGCCAGAUGGGUAUAAUUUUCUUUAGGACUGGGACAGUUAAUUAAAUAUCGAGUUACGUACACUCCCAACUACUAAUUAUUGCAUUGAGUUCAGUUAUGAAGCAUGGACUUGGGGCAGCUGUAUCCAAGUCAUUAACAUGUGAUACGCCAUGAGAUGGGGUAAAAGAUUCCACCUCGCAUGUUCCUGAUAAGAUAUGGAGAUUAAAAGUCCUGGCUCCUAAGCCCUAGAGUCAUCAAGACAACUUCAUAUUUUUUCUAUCCUAGUUAUAACUUUUUUUACUUUAUGUAAAUCCUUGUGUCCUCAUGCAAUCUUGACAGGAAAUGCUUACUGUGUGGAAUCAUCAGAAUUGAAAUGAACCUAGGUGGAUUAAGAACUAGACAAAGUUUGUGUGGGCGUGGAGUACCAGUACCAGCACGUGCACACUUCCAUCAACCAGUCCAUUAAGACUGAUUGGGCAUGAGUGGCCUUGGGCGCCACUAUUAGUUCACCAGUGACAAAUACACAUAUGAAAGUACUGGCCGGUGGAGAACGUAUCAAAUUUUAGAAAAGAAAAUAAAAGAAAAUUUACUAACAAUGGUCACUCAGAAUUUCUGCUAAAUUAAUCUGUUGUGCCACAAAAUUCCAGAAGUCCAAAUGGACCUGAUAAAUAAAAAGAGACGAAUUUUACUUAGGAACAGACAUGAUAGUUGGGCCCCACCAUGUCGAAGUAGAAUUGCUACUUCGUCGUGAAUGACUGUGUGGUAUCUAUUGCGGUUGAUGUUCACUAUGUGACCUGGACAGAGUUUUUCGUUUUCUGUUUUGAACUUGCGUUAUGAUGCAGUGUAGAACUCUGAAGUUUAGUUCAUGAAACUGGGGGUAAACCUUUUAUUGAAAAAGGCUAUUAUCUAAAAGAUAGUCUCGUUCCGUACCAAGCUUCUAUGGGCUGAACGAUUUUUUGCCCGUCGGCUGGCCAGUAGGAUCUGCCCAUAGUUUGCCCAUCAACAUUUUGCCCAUGGGCGUCUAAGAAUCUGCAUUUCGCCAAUCAGCAUUUCGUAAAAUGUCCUAGAAACAGUAUUAAGCAUCUGCCCAUUCAAUAUUAAUCAACAUGAUUAAUAAAGUGAAGACCAACUAUGGUCUUCUAUAGUACUAUGCUGAUGACGAAACCUGCUGUAAUUAUUUAUAUCCAAUCAAGUCUGUAACCAGUACUAAGAUAAUAUGACGUGCGAGAUGGACUCAUGGACAGGAUUAACAAACAAUGGGUUUGCUUGUAUUUUUGGUGAUUGGAGUUUGACUUUGCAGUUUAGUACUAACACAUUUAUUUUCAACAGAGGGGUACUAGGUUGUUUUUGGGGACUGGGGAAUUUAAUUAACUGUUCAACCUUGGAGUUUCUUAUUACACUCUGACUAUUCCAUCACCAAUUAUUGCAUUGAGUUACGGGAGGCGUCAUCAGUUGGUUGUAGUAGUACUACUAUUUAAGCACUAGUGCUGGGCAGAUGGACAAAAGCUACAAUCAGCAUCCUCUCUUCCUUUCACAAAAUUGGUCCUGUCCCUGAUGCUAUCGCGCGGUAGACUUGCCAUCCUUUCUUCAUUCCACAGAAUUGGUUCUGUGCCUGAAGCUGUUGCGUGGUGUAGAGCUGUAGACUACCUAAGUGGACUGUCUCAUGUAAGUCAUCUUAUUUACUCAUCACGCAUACACAUUCUUUUCAUAUUAUGUAUGUAGAAAUGCAUAGAUCUUUGAUGUAUUAAUACACUCUUGCCGUAUUGUUGAUAUUCUGUAUCAUCAUGUGGCAUAAUGAAGUCCUCUGUUAUUGAGAAAAAAGAAAAGGAAAUGCAGAGAUCUAGUUGCUAAUAAGAGUUCUCUUUAUUUUGUCACUGUAGUAGUACAAAAUUAACUUCCGUUGGAGCAAUGGCUGGCGGGCCGAUUCAGCUCUGGAAUGAGUGGGCAACCCAGAUCCUCGUCCUCCUCAGCUUGGCACUGCAGAUUUUCCUCUUUCUAUUCGCUAGGACUCGUCGACGUGGACCCUCCAGCGUGCUCAAGAUCCUCCUUUGGUUGGCAUACCUCAUGGCUGACUCCACUGCUGUCUACACUCUCGGCCAUCUCUCCAUCAGCGGUUCGCCGCAUGAGCAGAAGCUCGCGGUAUUCUGGGCGCCCUUCCUCCUGGUCCAUCUUGGUGGCCAGGAUACCAUCACCGCCUAUGCCCUCGAAGACAACCAGCUUUGGUCGCGCCACCUGCUAAAUCUAGGGGUCCAAGCCUUUGGGGUUGCUUAUGUCCUCUAUAAGCAUAUCACUGAGAUCCCCACCUCACUGGGAUUGGCUACCGGCUUGAUGUUUGUCAUUGGCCUCAUCAAGUAUGGGGAGAGGAUAUGGGCCCUCAAGUGCGCCACCCUGAACAACAUCCUGAGCUCUGUUAGGGAAGCUCAGUAUCUCCCUUCUUACUACAGAGAGCUUCCUUCCCAGGGAGUGAGGGCAGAAGAGCGAGAUGAAGAAGAAAUCAUGUUGUAUGCACAAGGCAUGCUCCCUCUUUGCAAGGGUGCUAUGGCCGGUUUUCCUGUUACUUUAAUGCGGAUGCCUAGAGUUCUGAGUGGUAUAGUCAAUUCUCUCAAGCUGGUGGAGAUGGAGCUCUCUCUCAUGUAUGACAUCCUCUACACGAAGGCUGCGGUGAUCCACAACUGGUAUGGCUACUGCAUCCAUAUAUUCUUGCCGCUCGCGACUAUCGCCGCAUCCGUACUGUUCCAUUUAAAUGGUAAUAAAAAUAGUUACAGUAGAGUCGAUGUUGCUAUCACUUACAUCUUGUUGGUCAGUGCCUUCCUCCUGGACAUGGUGUCAGUGUUGUGCAUUUUUGGGUCGACCUGGACAUGUAAUUUCUUGUUGACUAGAGGCUGGAGUAGGCUAGGUCUUAUCGUCCUGUCUCUUCGCCGGCAUGUCAAGGCUUCUAGAGUUAGAAGGUGGUCAGGCUCUAUUGGCCAAUUUAACUUGUUGCGUUUCUGCUCUCGUGACAAGACCAAGCUAAGCAUCAGAGUGGCCAAGAUGUUGGGGCUCGAGAAUUGGUGGAAUAAACUGCAUUAUCCAGAGAAUGUAGUGAUUCCAGAAGAUGCCAAGGAGUUGGUGCUCCAACUUUUGUGGCAAGCAGUGAAGGAGAUUCAUGACCCGGGAGCAAAGGAUGAGACCCAGUUCCCACCUGUGGAGAAACCAAUGGUGAGGGGGCUAGUCGAUAGCAUACAAGUGGGAUUUUGUCCUGAAUCAUACGAAGGUACUGCCAGGAGGCGUACGAAAUUAGCCGAGGCUCUGGGCUUCGGUGCUGAUUUCCAAGAGGCGGUCCUUACCUGGCACGUCUUUACCGAUGUUUUCCUCUUGUGCAGCAACACCCUGAAGAACAAGGAUGCAACAACAUCCACAUAUCUGAAGGCGAUCAAGGUGCUGUCAAAUUACAUGGUUUUCCUUAUUGCUAUACGCCCCGAUAUGAUGCCUGGCCUCGAGCUAUGCAGCCUGUACGAAGCAACUCGUGAUGCUUUGGAUCGAGUAUGGAGUACAUUUCAUGGCCGGGAGAUGCUUCAUGGCCGGGAGAUGCUUGCCCACACCCUGCACUCUGGUGAGGCCAGUGUUCUGCCUGGAAUGGAAUGCGUCCCUCUCCUGCGUGGAGCUUUGUAUGCCCGGCUGCUGAUAAAGGUGGUAGGUAGUACAGAAGUGGUGUAUUUGAUAUGCCCAAAGCGUUGGCGCUCAUCUUGGAUACAUGGGUGCGUCUUCUCGUCCUCGCGUCUGUCCAAUGCAGCAGAGAUGCCCAUGCCAGACAGAUCAACCAUGGCGGCGAGCUCACAACCGUUGUCUGGCUCAUGGAAGAACACGCUGCGCUCUUUUUUACGCCACAUCCAGAUGGCCAUAAGUGGCUUCCUCCCACUUAUGCCUUCGUGUGAAUCCCGUUCAUCGGAAGAUCCAGAAAGUGAGGAAAUUCCCCUCAGAGAGCAAUUUCGCAUGGCGUGGUUCACGAGGAAAAAAAUAGUAAAACAUGGCAGCAUGGUGUUGCUUAGCGCUGUCGAAUAAAUUAUGGAUUACUGUAUCUCCUCUGCUUAUGUUCCUUAGUUAACAGAAGCUGCGUUGUACUUUCAACUUCUAUUCAAUGCAAAACUUGGUUCUUUUUCUAUUUUGAGAUAAGCCCUAUAAACCGGAAAGGAGGGAGUAUUAAACAUGAUUAGUGUUGAAUCAUUAAAA